This is a messenger RNA of Cylindrotheca closterium, 810 nucleotides long. Lineage: Eukaryota; Bacillariophyta; Bacillariophyceae; Bacillariales; Bacillariaceae. The record is from the annotation of a GenBank genome assembly.
AUGACACCCGAGAUUGCCUUGACAAUUGACCAGAAUCUAUUCAUCAGAAAACCAAUCCCCGAGAAAGGGAUUGUCUGUUCUAACGCCGAACGAGCCGAACGUAUUGCAUCCGAAUACCUGUCAUCGGUCGAAACGUUCUCCUGUUCCUGGGGCGCUCGAGUUUGGAUUGGAAACUACCAAGAAAACACAAAGGAACGCCUCUUUGUGGCUCUAGCGCCAGUAGGUUCGGGGUCUGGGUUAGUCUUUACCGAGCUCUUCUCAGCGGGAGCCAAGUUCUUGGUGAGAUAUGGGAGCGACGAUGCCAAGAAUCCAGAGCCAUACGAAUAUAAAAAUUGCGUCAAGCUUAUUGACGAAACGGACAAUCUUUAUGGAUAUUGUCAAGCGAGUGGAGUGGAUCCAUCCGAGUGGGGUGAAUCUGUAAUGGCGUCACCUGUACUACUCAAAGCAUUCCUAGCAGAAGGAAACAAGAGGGAUAUGAUAAUUGAACGACGGAUAUGUCACCACUUGGAAAAUUAUCACUCUCUUCGGAAUCCGAAUGUAUUUCCAAACCGCAAAACAAUACUAGAGAAACAAUUGGCUGACCUAAAAGAGAAAGCCAAUGGAAAGAAGGAAAGCUUUGAUAUGGAAUCAGCAGUUCUGUUUCGAUGUGCCAAGGAUUUUGGUUUUCAUGCGUUGACGGUUUUACAGACCGUCAAUAAGGAGGAUAAGGACUGCGAUCCCUACGAAGGCAAGCACCGGGAAGCCGCUCUUAAAGAUGAACAACAAGUCUUUGUCGAUUACAUUUUCACUUCACUUUUGUCAACUUCCUGA